This is a messenger RNA of Nerophis lumbriciformis (worm pipefish), 2886 nucleotides long. Lineage: Eukaryota; Metazoa; Chordata; Actinopteri; Syngnathiformes; Syngnathidae. The record is from RefSeq and is a predicted model, not a curated record.
AUGAGCUCAGUGCUGUGGAGCCAGGAGAAGCCUGGCGGGGGCUUCAGGGAAGACUGGCGCUUCUAUAUGGUGGUGAAGGAGUGCACGGUGGAGAAGCCCCCCCAAAAGACCCUGUGGAUUCCUCGGGGCAGCCUAGGCCAGGCAUGCCAGGAACGUAACAGCAUGGGCCGCACUCUGCCGCCGUGCAAAGGGAAGAAAAGCCUACGCAUUCUGGAUCAGAUCAACGUGGUGCUGAGCCUGGAUGAGCGCGACGUCCUGGAGGUUGACGAAAAACUGGCAGAGCUGCUCUUUCCCAUCACCAACUGUGAGGAACGAUACGCUCUGUUGUGCAACAAGUCACGGCUAGAGCGUGUGCGCGACAUUGACUGCGGCUCAAAGGUGCGUGUCCAGCUGCGCUCUGGGGACGAAUCUCUGCCUGGUGUGGUGCGUUUCAAGGGUUCUCUGAUGCCUGACAGAGCCCUCUCUGGAAUUCUCUUUGGCGUCGAGUUACUGGAGGAGGGUCGAGGCCAGGGCUUCACGGAAGGCUCUUUCCAGGGCCGCCAGCUGUUCCGCUGCGAGGAUGAAUGCGGGGUCUUCGUGGCAUUGGAUAAGCUUGAACUGUGGGAGGAUGAUGAUGAGGAUGAAGAUGACUUGGGUGAGCUGGAUGUAGAUCAUGUCACCCUGGUGGAGGAGGACCAGGACUACCCACCACUGGAGAUAAACUCCAGGGUCCUGGUGCAGACCCGAGAGGGACCUGAAAGAGGCACCAUCAUUUUUUGUGACUUGCUGCCGGGUAACGAGAGCUUGGGUUACUACGUCGGUGUUGACAUGGACAAGCCUAUAGGCGAGUGGGACGGAAUGUUUGAUGGGAAGCUGCUGUGUAACUUUGCCAGUUUGGAGCACACUCGACUUGUCCCCAUCUGUGACGUAAUGCCAGCAUUAUCUGACAGAAUUGCAGGGGACCAAAGGCUGCAAAAGCACACUUUUGCUCCCAGAGGCAACAGCAACGACAAGUCAUCCUCUGGCCAAAGCAAACCGAAGAGCAAAGGAUUAGCUCACCAGUGUGGCAGUAGGAGCAAGUCUGAGUUUUACUAUACUUUAAAUGGCAGCUCUGUUGACCCACCAGUGCAGUCCAAAUCCAAAAGCACAUGGUACAUUGACGAAGUUGGGGAAGACCCAGCAAAGUCUCUUACUGAAACACCCCCUGACUUCAACGAUUCCCCCCCGCCCGCUAGGGUUCCGCCGGCUGCCUCGUUAGCCAGUGACAACAAGUUCCAUUCGCUACCCUUCAGCCUGAACCGCAAGAGCGGGCCCAUGGACAACAUGAGUCACGGGCCACUUUCUCUAUCCGUCCAGUCGGUAAUGGGGGAGCAGGCCGAGGUACCGUCACCCACCACCCCCUCCUCGCCACGGCCUGCAACACCUACCAGAGGGCAACCCGGUCUGGAGGUGGGCUCCCUGGUGGAAGUGAAGGAAAACCCCCCUCUGUGUGGAGUUAUCCGCUGGGUGGGUCUUCCUCCAGGCUUGCUGGAACCGUUGGCUGGGCUGGAGCUGGAAGAGGAGUGCCCUGGUUGCACUGAUGGCACCUUCAAAGGUACGCGCUACUUCAAUUGCCCCCCUAAGAAGGCCCUCUUUGUGAAGCUCAAGUGCUGCCGGCCAGACUCCCGGUUCCCGUCGCUGCAUCACUCCGCAAACCCCAUCGAACGCUGCAACUCUAUCGCUUUCGGGGGUUACUUAAGCGAAAUCGUACAUGAGAAUACCCCGCCUCGUAGCGAGACAGAUGGCCUAGACGUCAUGGUCGGCAAGAAGAAAGGCAUCCAGGGCCACUACAACUCCUGCUACUUGGAUUCAACCCUCUUCUGUCUCUUUUCCUUCAGCUCUGUACUGGACACAGUUCUGCUUAGGCCACGCUCCAAGACGGACGUGGAGUAUUACAGAGAAACCCAAGAGCUAUUACGCACUGAAAUAGUCAACCCCUUGCGCAUACAUGGGUAUGUAUGUGCCACCAAAGUUAUGAAACUCAGGAGGAUCCUGGAGAAAGUCGAAGCUGCGAGUGGUUUCACUUCUGAAGAAAAAGAUCCUGAAGAGUUCCUCAACAUAUUGUUCCAUCAUAUACUGCGGGUGGACCCUUUGCUCAAACUAAGGUCGGCGGGACAGAAGGUGCAGGACUGCUAUUUUUACCAGAUAUUCAUGGACAAAAAAGAUAAGGUCGGAGUUCCCACCAUCCAGCAGCUCUUGGAGUGGUCUUUCAUCAACAGCGACCUCAAGUUUGCAGAGGCUCCCUCCUGCCUUAUCAUCCAGAUGCCACGCUUUGGCAAGGACUUCAAAAUGUUUAACAAGAUUUUCCCCUCGCUGGAGUUAGACAUCACAGAUCUUCUGGAAGACACUCCCAGGGAAUGUCGUAUCUGCGGAGGCCUGGCCCUCUUCGAGUGCAGAGACUGCUAUGACGACGGUGACAUCACGGCAGGCAAGAUUAAGCAGUUCUGUGAAAAGUGCAAUACGCAGGUCCACCUCCACCCGAGGAGAAAAAGUCAUCGGCACGGCAAGCUGUGCGUCCCCAAGGAGCUGCAAGACGGUGGCGGGCACCAGGGCACGUUCCCACGCCAGACGAUGGAGCUGUUCGCCGUGCUGUGCAUCGAAACCAGUCACUACGUGGCCUUCGUCAAGUAUGGCAGUGCCGCCUCCGCCUGGCUCUUUUUCGACAGCAUGGCCGACCGAGACGGAGGCCAGAACGGCUUCAACAUUCCGCAGGUGUCACCGUGCCCCGAGGUGGAGGCCUACCUGAAGAUGACGCCUGAGGAGCUGCACACGCUUGACCCCAAGAGCAUCCAAGGGCAAGCCCGACGGCUGCUGUGCGACGCCUACAUGUGCAUGUACCAGAGCCCUACUAUGAGCCUGUACAAGUAG